Messenger RNA from Folsomia candida, 1412 nucleotides. RefSeq names its product GTP-binding protein 128up (gene 128up). Gene Ontology annotation, molecular function: GTPase activity; GTP binding. Bases 185 to 1288 code for a protein of 367 amino acids. Lineage: Eukaryota; Metazoa; Arthropoda; Collembola; Entomobryomorpha; Isotomidae. The record is from RefSeq and is a predicted model, not a curated record. Gene Ontology annotation, biological process: cytoplasmic translation. Gene Ontology annotation, cellular component: cytoplasm. The transcript is spliced from 6 exons.
CCUCGUGUUUAUUCAACAACUGCUGGAUUAUUCUAUCCUGUUUUAUUUUGUUCUGCAAUUAGUUCAAAUAAUGCUGAAUAGUAAUUAAAAUCAGUUUGCAAAAAAUUUAUUUGAGAAACAAGUUUAAUUUGUCAAAACAACUUUAUAACCCACCAAGUCCAAAUUUUCCGAGAAAGGCCUUAAAAUGUCGACCGUUUUGGACAAAAUAGCCCAAAUCGAGGCCGAGAUGGCGAGAACACAAAAGAACAAGGCCACCGCUGGUCAUUUAGGUCUCCUGAAGGCUCGGUUAGCCAAAUUGAGGAGGGAGUUGAUAACGCCUAAGGGAGGAGCAGGAGCUACUGGAGACGGUUUCGAUGUCGCAAAGACUGGAGAUGCCAGAAUCGGGUUUGUGGGUUUUCCAUCUGUUGGAAAAUCAACUCUAUUAACUAACCUUGCCGGAGUAUAUUCUGAAGUGGCUGCUUACGAGUUUACCACACUUACAACUGUUCCUGGAUGCAUCAAGUAUAAAGGGGCUAAAAUUCAGCUACUCGAUCUGCCCGGUAUUAUUGAGGGUGCCAAGGACGGGAAAGGUCGAGGUAGGCAGGUCAUCGCUGUCGCGCGAACCUGUAGUUUGAUAUUCAUUGUUCUUGACGUUCUGAAGCCUUUGGGACAUAAGAAGAUUAUUGAAAAGGAAUUGGAAGGUUUUGGGUUACGGCUUAACAAACAACCUCCCAAUAUAGUUUUCAGAAGAAAAGACAAAGGAGGCAUCAACCUUCAAACGAUGGUUCCACAAACGGAGCUUGAUUUGGACACGGUGAAAACAAUUUUGAGCGAAUAUCGAAUCCAUAACGCCGACAUUACUUUGAGAUACGAUGCGAAUGCUGAUGAUUUAAUUGAUGUUGUGGAGGGAAACAGAGUCUACGUUCCGUGCAUCUACUUGUUAAAUAAAAUCGACCAAAUCUCAAUCGAGGAACUAGACUUGGUAUGGAAAAUUCCUCAUUGCGUUCCAAUAUCCGCUCAUCACAAAUGGAAUUUUGACGAUUUACUGGAGAAGAUGUGGGAGUACUUGAAACUGAUUCGGAUUUAUACAAAACCCAAAGGACAACUACCCGACUACAACUCACCCGUCGUUCUCAGCUCUGACCAUCGCUCACUAGAAGACUUUUGUAAUAAAAUUCAUCGGACCAUCAUGAAAGAAUUUAAAUAUGGUCUGGUUUGGGGAUCAUCUGUAAGGCAUCAACCCCAAAAGGUGGGAAAGGAUCAUGUUCUUGAGGAUGAAGAUGUUGUUCAAAUUGUGAAAAAAGUAUAAUAAUAGUUGAUAAAUUUGUGAUUCUAUUUGGUUUAACAUAAAUAACUUGAAACUUUGCUACUGCACAUUAUUAUAAAUGAGAAAUAAUAAACGAAAAUUCCAAGUCCACAGUGACCAACAUCAA